ACAGGCCCGUAAUCUUCUUCCCUUCAGUUCCGUUAAUCCAAUCCUGUAUUGCUCUCGCCCUUUCCUUUUUCUUUCUUGUCCUCCUCGCUUCUUCAAGUUCCAGCCUUCCAUCCAUCCCCCGCAUCCAAAGUACAACCCGACCCGACCCCACCUCGCGCGCGCCGCACCACACGCCGCACGCGCUCCGAACCGUCUGGAACGGUGGAACCAGGAGCGCAGCGGAGGCGGCGGGAGAGGCGGCAACAUGGGCGAGUACUGCGCCGCCGCGGAGGCGGACUCCGCGCUCACGACGGCGGCGUCCGCGGUGCCGCCGACACGCGCCUCGCAGUCCCCGCCGGCGGCGGGCAACCCGCGUUACGGGAGCUGCGACCGCCGGUACAUGAAGCAGGUCUUCGACAACCUCCACGGGAGCAUCUCGCUCGACCCGUUGGCUCUGCAGUUUGUGGAUACCGAGGAGUUUCAGAGGUUGCGGGACCUAAAACAACUCGGUCUUACAUAUUAUGUCUACCCUGGAGCUGUCCACACACGCUUUGAACAUUCAUUAGGUGUUUAUUCGUUGGCUGGGGAGGCUAUGAACAAUCUUAAAAUGUAUCAGGGAGAAGAGCUUGGAAUUGAUCACGUCGACAUGCAAACUGUAAAGCUUGCAGGCCUCUUGCAUGAUAUUGGUCAUGGCCCCUUCAGUCAUUUGUUUGAGCAUGAGUUUCUUCCUCGUGUUAUUCCUGGAUCAACCUGGUCCCACGAAGAGAUGUCUGUACUUCUGUUGGACAGUAUUGUUGACAAACACACAAUAGAUAUUGAAGCUGAUUAUCUCAAAAUGGUAAAGGAGAUGAUACUUGCCAGCUCUAAGUUUGCCACCACAAAAAGUGCAAAGGAGAAGCAUUUUCUUUAUGACAUUGUUGCUAAUGGUCGCAAUGGUAUAGAUGUUGACAAGUUCGACUACAUUGGCCGUGAUUGCAGAGCAUGUGGUCUUGGCUGUAAUUUCCAGUAUUGGAGGUUAACAGAAGGCAUGCGAGUGAUGGGUGACGAAAUUUGUUAUCCAGCCAAAGAUUACCUGAGCAUCCAUAAAUUGUUUACAACACGUGCUGAUCUGCACCGGACUGUUUACACCCAUGCCAAAGUAAAGGCUGUUGAACUCAUGCUUGUGGAUGCGCUCAUUGAGGCUAAUGAUUACUUGGGAAUAUCAUUGCAUGCAAAUGACCCAGAAGAUUUUUGGCAGCUGGAUGACACAAUCAUUAAAAGCAUUGAAACUGCUCCCAACAAUGAACUGAAGAAAGCAAAAGAAAUCAUUCAACGUAUUCGCCGAAGAGAACUCUACAAGUUUUGCAAUCAGUAUUCUGUUCCAAAGGACAAACUGGAGCAUUUUAAAAAUAUAACUGCACAGGACAUUGUUUGUUCGCAGAAAUCUUCUGAGGUGCUGCUGAAGGAAGAGGAUGUUGCAGUCAGCAAUGUUAAGAUUGAUCUGACCCGCGGAAAAGAUAGCCCCCUUGAAAGCAUCAAGUUCUUUAAGGACUUCGGAUGCGAUCAGAAGUUCCCCAUCACAGAUGAUCGGGUCAGCCACUUGCUACCUGCCUACAAUGAAGAUAGAAUCGUGAGGGUCUAUGCUAAGAAGCCCGAGUUGGUCGAAGCAGUGUCAGAAGCCUUUGAAAACCUCCAGUUGAGAAUAUAUGGCGAAAAGACUCAAGUGCAUGAUACGCCCAAGAAGAAGCGGACUAGACUCAACUAACCAGUGGAUUUUGUCAAAUAUCAGUCUUAGAUAGUAUACGACACAGGAAAAUAGCUUGACAAACAAGAAGAAAGCAACCUCUUAGCUAAAGCGUCCCGGUAUUCACAGGUUUUAGAUGGUAAUCUGCACUGGGAAGAUGUGGAUAUUUUGUACAGGUGGCAUACAAACAGAAUAGUCUGGAGUGUAAAAAACUCUUGUUAACGAUGCUACCGUAUGUUGCCACAGGAUGGCCAGCGAGCUAAAUACUACAAAUGGAAGUAGCCAUAUAUUUGGCAGGUUUUUUAAUGUA
Molecule: messenger RNA, 2012 nt
Organism: Phragmites australis (common reed)
Lineage: Eukaryota; Viridiplantae; Streptophyta; Magnoliopsida; Poales; Poaceae
Exons: 19
Coding region: 245-1723 (492 amino acids)
Biological process (GO): dGTP catabolic process
Cellular component (GO): nucleus
Molecular function (GO): dGTPase activity
Source: RefSeq, a predicted model, not a curated record